GGGGAGGAAGUCAGUAGUAUCGCGCCGGCUGCGCAAGAGCAGCCUGCAAGACAGAUUUUCCAAUAAUGAACAACCCGUGGUAACUGUCAGUCUGCUCGUGGUGCAUUCGUUGACUCUUUCUGUGCAUAGUGCGUCCCGGCGUGUGUUAAAAUGUGCUAUAUGAUUAAUUGAAUAUUCCAUUGAACGCGGAUUACUCGAAGAACGCCGAAAAUCCUGCCAUAAGACAGUCUAUUUUCCAUUCACGAUCAUUGAACAUUAUUGUCAUUGAGUGAUUUCGCAGUGAACCGUGAAAAUGGGAACAAGUAAUGACAAGAAUGAAAGUAAGACAGCUAAUAAAUGUAUCCUUUUCGAUUUGUUGUUCAUUCGUUCGGUUUAGUUUUUAAAAUUGGUGUUGAAACUAUUAAGUUAAAAAUUAAGAUGACGUCACUUAUAACCACGUGUGUUAAAAUAUCUUUGGAUGAUAGAAUAGAAUGUUUAUUCAAGAGGCUUUAUCUCUUCCGGAUAUAUUGAACAGUUCGUGUAUUACGUCGUAAGAAACAGAUUUGGAUUAGACAAGAAACUUACAUAAUAUGGAUUAAAUAUUAGAAAAACUUUUUUUCUUUCAAGUUUUGUGUCUUUAAUUGUAAAAAUCAAAAUAUAAUUAUUAAUUACAUUACAGGUGCGCGAUAUUCAAUAAACACGCGAUGGAGAGAAGAAAGUGAUGAUAAAAAUCGAAACGGAAGCCGCCACCGCCGCCGUACCAGCCCGAGUUCACGAGAUGGAGACUUUCCUCGGGGCACGCAUCAGUAUAGAAGGCGCGUAGAAUCAGGAUCGAAAGGGGAGCAUCGAGCACGGGAUCCAAGAUGGGCAAGUGUUGCAGCAAGCGGCAAGAGCCUCAACCCCUUGGUUAUAAGAAAGCAGAUACAGGACUAAGCUCGAAACACAGUAAUGGAGGUUCCUUGGAUCGGUACACUGCUGACCCAAAUCAAAGGGGUGUACAGGCUAGGGCAGACAUCAUUCGACCGAGGCCGACACCUUGUAAGCUACAAAUUCCUCACCAGUCACGUAAAACAAGCUCGCCUGUCGUUAAGCCUGCAUCGCAUUCACAGAGGUCGAACAAGAUCGUGGUGGCUCUGUACAAUUACACUGCGCGCGAGAGUACCGAUGUCAGUUUCGUAAAGGGUGACCGAAUGGAAGUAUUGGACGACUCCGAGCCCGACUGGUGGAAAGUUUUACACUUGACAACUUUGCAAGAAGGUCUCAUCCCGUGGAACUUUGUGGCCGUGGAGCGUUCGGUCGAGAGCGAGGAUUGGUUUUUCGAAAAUGUCUCGCGCAAAGAAGCCGGUAAGCUUCUUCUGGUGGAUGAAAAUCCUCGGGGAACAUUCUUGGUCCGACCCAGCGAGCACAAUCCAAGGGGAUACAGUUUAUCCGUGAAAGAUUGGGAGGAGGGAAGAGGUCAUCAUGUAAAACACUAUAAAAUUAAGCCACUGGACAAUGGGGGCUUCUUUAUUGCCACCAACCAGACAUUCCCAACUCUUCCUGCUCUUGUUAUGGCAUACAGCAAGAACGCGUUGGGUCUAUGUCACGUGCUCUCGAAACCAUGCCCGAAACCGCAGCCGGAUAUGUGGGAUCUCGGACCCGAGCUACGAGACAAAUGGGAGAUCAAUAGGAACGAGAUACAGCUAAUACGGAAAUUGGGUCAUGGGAAUUUCGGCGAGGUGUAUUACGGCAAGUGGAGGAACAAAAUCGAAGUGGCUGUGAAGACGUUGCGACCAGGGACCAUGUCGACAGAGGCAUUCCUACAAGAGGCGGCGAUUAUGAAACAGUUCCGGCACAGACACCUGGUCGCGUUGUACGCGAUCUGCUCGAAGGAGGAGCCGAUUUACAUCGUGCAGGAGUACAUGUGCAACGGUAGUUUGUUGGACUUUCUCAGGACGGGUGACGGCAAGUACAUGCAGUUCGAGGAUCUGAUUUAUAUCGCCGCCCAAGUGGCGUCCGGUAUGGAGCACCUCGAGAGCAAACAGUUGAUACACAGAGAUCUAGCAGCGAGGAACGUGCUGAUAGGCGAGAAGAACAAGGCGAAGAUAUGCGACUUCGGGCUGGCAAGGGCGAUCGAGGACGAUGAGUAUUGUCCCAAACAGGGAAGCAGAUUCCCCGUUAGGUGGACAGCGCCGGAAGCCAUUGUCUAUGGCAGAUUCAGCAUUAAGAGCGACGUUUGGUCUUACGGUGUCUUGCUAAUGGAGCUAUUCACUUAUGGCCAAGUUCCUUAUCCUGGUAUGCAGGGUCGCGAAGUAAUUGAGCAGAUCAAUAAAGGCUACCGAAUGCCUAAACCAUUGAAUCACCCGCUGCCGGACAGCAUUUACCGAUUAAUGUUGCAAUGCUGGGAUGCUAGCCCCGAGAAGCGACCCACUUUCGAGUUCCUUAAUCACUAUUUCGAGUCAUUCAAUGUAACUAGCGAAAUACCGUAUCUGGAACCACCAACGGACUGAUACACAGCUCACAUGCAGAGUCACCUGGUACCGCACGGUCAUUUUCAUCCAGCGCACAUCAAUUGUGCCAUGGAGUUUUAUGGUAUUUAUUGCUAAAUCUCUAGCAAUCAUUUGGAGAUUCUGUUACCGUGUUCUUCUUUUAUAUUGAAUAAUUCGCGGGUUUUCUGCGCGAACGAUGAAUUUCAAAAAAAAGUGGAGAAAGAAGAAAGAAAAAAAAAAGACCAAGAAACGAAAGAAAUGGUACAGAAAUUUUAUAAAUUAUAUAAAAUUGGUGGCGAAGAAUUUUGUAAACGUUACCAGAAUUUCUCGAAGCAAUCAUUGUUAAAGGCUGCCAAAAAGAAAAAGAAAAAAGAAAAGAAAAUAAUUCUGCGAUGAUCGAAAUUUAAAAAAUUAUUGAGCGUCAUCGAAAGAACAUCUCAAGAACAAUGAUCUUGUGUGCCAUUGAACUUUAUGAGAAAAAAAAAUAAAAAAAUAAAAAAAAUCUUAUUCAAUACUGUGAAGAGGUAUUUUCAAGAUCUUGUGAACUUUUGUGACCAAUCAUGGAUAACUGCCGAUUAAUAAUAACGAGUAAAACGUUGCGACUGAAAAUAAAAAUUCUCUAGAAUGUCUCUACCCGCUAUGUAUCCAGUAUAUUAUAUUAUAGAAUUUAAAAAUGGAAUCAUUCUCAACGUUCGAGCUAUUUAUUAAGCAUUUUCACAAUUUGGAGAAUAUAUUAAAAAUAUUUGACAAUGAUAUCUUACUAAAAAAAAAAAAAAAAAAAUGUUUAGAGGGUAGAACGAAACCAGUUGAGAAUUUAAAAGUAGAAUUUUAAAUAGUAGACGAUAUAACCGAUUAUAUUAAUCCGUCAAUGUAUGAUUACAACGCCGAUAAAUGGAAGUGUCGCGACAUUUAUAACAUAUAAUCUAAGCGAUUGCUUCUUUUUGAUCUUUUUGAUCUCGAAUCAAUCGCGACUGAUUUUUCCUAAGAUCCAAAUAAUUUUUCUUUUUUUUUUUUUUUUUGAAUUUGAUCCUUGAAAAUUACACAAUUUUGUGCAUCAUAUCGAUUAUUGAAUGCACGAGUCUCUGUAUCGAAAUACAAUCACAUUCUAUUAAUGUGUACCUAGUUGUAUGCAAGUUUUGAUUUCGAACGAUACGUCGAGUAGGACAAUAUUUUAUACGAGAAAUUAAUACGUUUUAUAUACGUAAAUGAAGAAAAUUUUUUCGAUGUAUUUUUGUUCUGUGAACAGUAUAUCCCAAAUAUAUAUGAUUCGAAAGCACACGUUCGUUUCUCCGAUAUAUACAAACUUAUAUAUUUUUUUUUCUUUUUUUUACUGUGAUCAUAAUCUAUUUAAAAAAAAAACUGAGAACUAUUUGUUCUAUAAAAAAUCAAUAAUAUCUUAUAAUAUUAAUUUAAGAUUUUUUUUUAUAAUUCAAUAUGAGAAUAAGAAAUUAUUGAUAAUAAAAAUAAACGUGCGUUAUACGACUGCAUGUCGCCACGAGAGGUGACAUUUUUUUGAAAAUAUUCGAAAAAAAUUUCGAACUAUGUAAAUCUAUUAAGAAAAGAAAAAAAAGAUAAAACAAAAUAAAAAAAUAAAAAAUUAGAGAUACUUGAAGGUAAAAAUUAAGUCAUCGAUGUUGCUCGUACAAAGUGUUUGAAAAAAAAUUGUAAAUUUUCUACUAAAUAUACAAAUGACAGGUUAGGAUAGAAUUUAGACGAUAGAACCGUGAGGUAGUUAUAAAUCUUCUCGAGAUGUGAAACGCCAAAUAUCCUUUUUUUUUUUUUUCAUAAUUCCGUUGUACAAGAUCUUUCUCGGAUAAAGGUUUCGAUCUCGAGGAAAGUUUCGAUAUAUCGUUGUCUCGUCAUGGUCGUUCUUCGCGGAACGUAUUGUUAGACAUAAGUCCCUAGGCGUACAUUGAAUUAUUUCACGAUAAACAAGAUGAGCCAUUAUGACACUUUAGAUAUUAAAACAUUUAAACAAAUAAGAACAAAAAAAAAGAUGGAAGCGAAUGAAUGGAUAAAAAUAUCGGGUAUAUGAAUAAAAUGAUAGAGUAUAUGAAUAUAUGAAAGUACGAAUGAUGAUAGGAUUACAUGUGUGAGUGUAGUGAAUUGUUACACCCGUGAAUGUGUGGUAUUUUUUUCACGCGCAUCUUGCCGUGACAUUAAGAAACGAGCAAUAAAAUGUCGUGCUUCUUGUACGGCCCGUAACUAUUGCUCAAUAGAAAAAAAAUUAUCAUUUUCGCAAAUGAACAUUUCCGUGAAAAGAAAAAUAACAAAUGUCUGACAAAUCAGUGUUUGUUGGUUGUCUAGUGACAAACUUCGUGUUUAACACGGACACCGAUACAUUCGAAUACUUUUGUGGCUUAUGUUUAUUGGGAUUCGUCGCGAACUCGACAUUAUAUUGCACAUAUUAUAUAGUAUACCAAUAAAUAUAAUGUUUUUUACUAUAAUUAGCGAGGCAAACACCACAUACCUUCGUUGUGUGAGUUGACUAAUUUAUUCUAUAUAGUAUGAUGCGAUGAAUGCACGUGAAAAAGCAUCAUGUUUAUGUAGAGUUAGAAAGGUAGUUGUAUUACGUCCAGUAAACUUUUUCUAUGAGCGUUUUAUACCGAUCAAAAUGUUGUUGUGUUUCUCAUGAAGAAUGGUCAUUUAAGAUUUUUCGCUAAAGAUCAUGUUGUCGCCAUAAAUCGUAGACGUAUGAAAUACAAAUCAUGCACGAAUUCAAUUCGUCGAACGAUGGAAUAUAUCCAUCAUUCGUAUAGAAAGUAUAUACGUUUGAUUUCUCUAUCUUGAACAUGUCUCACUGUCGCAUUUAUAUCAUUUUAUCCAAGCAAGACGAAGAGAAUAGUAUAUAUAAAUGUUAAAUACUGGUAAGGGCAUCAUGUGGCCUUUCCAUUGGACCUAGAGACUGAUAUUAUUUAAACAAAAAAAAAAAAAAAAUAGUUGCAUUUGAAUUUAUAUUUGAUGAUUACACUCGAAGAAAUUUUUCACGUGAAUAUCGAAUUAUGAAUAAUUGAAAUUUCAAAUUUUCUUAUGACAUUAGUACAAUUUGGUAAUAAUUCAGAUUUUAUAUCAAUUAUAUAUCUGAAAAAUUAUGAUAAUUCUUCAUCAGUCCAUGUUCAAAUUAGAAAUUCAAGAAAAUAUUGUAGAGAGAAAAUAUUAUCUCUUGAGAUAAUAAACUUUAAGAUUUUUAAAUAAAACAAAAAUAACAAUUGUAACAAUAUAUCGAAAUUGAAUUCUGGUCGGGAGACGCUGCGUGUUUUCAAUCAAUUGUAACAUAUGAUAAAAUUACAGUUCAUAAUGAAAUUAUCAUAAAAGCAAUAAUGUUAUCGUUAUUAUGCUUUUAAUCAAAGCAAAGUAUAUCGUACUCGAUAUACUAAUUGAUUUAAAGCUAUUAAUUUUUUAAUAUUUCUGGAGUAUUCGUUACCGCAUAUAAAUAUAGAAUAUUAAGAUUGUAGAUUUAGAGUUUUUCACUAAAUUUUUGUAACAUAUACAUAUAUAUAUAUAAAUGUUUGUCCUCAUAAUCAAUCGAGAUAAUUAUAAAUCGAUAAUUAUAAAUCGAGUAGUACUUCAUAACACUAGUUCUAUUUUUACUACUUUUAUCUAGUAGCUAUUUUUACUGCUUAAGUAUCAUAAAAUCAUAAAAUUACUUUUAAUUUUAAAAUAUGAAUUAUAACUUAUAUUGUAAUUUAUAUAUUUUUUUUUUAACACUGCGUCUCUCGACUUGGAGACAAGUUUCCUUCCUUAAUUUGUAAAGUACGUUUGAAAUUUGCAUCUUUUUCAACCUUUCUAUUUUAAAAAUUUGUUUCGUUGUGGCUCCGUUCAAAUGAAAUUUUAAUAAAUCUGUGAUAUAGUGACAGACCUCAUGUUUUGAUACAGAGUUUGAUUAUUGCGCGGAGCUACCAACGAAAUUAACAUGUCAAAUUAUUUAAUAACCCUUUGUAAAUGUUAAAAAUGAAAACAGUCACGUGAUGCGCACACCAAAUAGAUGGAUAUUUUUUAAUGCAUUUAGGCUUUUGUCAAGAUUUUCACAAUACACCGCGCGUCAACAUGGUUCACUCGUACCUAAAGUAAAAAUGGAUCAAUAUAUCGUCAUUGUUUACGUACCAAAGCUUAUUAUCAUUAAGUAAUUUAAUAGUUACUUUAUAUCAUUGUAUUAAGUACUAUAAGCCUAUGCAGAUAAAUAUAUUAUGUAUCAUAUUAACAGAAAA
Molecule: messenger RNA, 6655 nt
Organism: Apis cerana (Asiatic honeybee)
Lineage: Eukaryota; Metazoa; Arthropoda; Insecta; Hymenoptera; Apidae
Gene: Src64B
Product: Tyrosine-protein kinase Src64B
Biological process (GO): protein phosphorylation
Molecular function (GO): ATP binding; protein binding; protein tyrosine kinase activity
Source: RefSeq, a predicted model, not a curated record